This is a messenger RNA of Talaromyces rugulosus, 1275 nucleotides long. RefSeq lists its product as uncharacterized. Bases 1 to 1275 code for a protein of 424 amino acids. The transcript is spliced from 3 exons. Lineage: Eukaryota; Fungi; Ascomycota; Eurotiomycetes; Eurotiales; Trichocomaceae. The record is from RefSeq and is a predicted model, not a curated record.
AUGAGCAUUAAUUCAGGCUCAUCAGUUGAAAAGACAGAUUCCGAAGAACCGUCAUUUCCGGCCCAGGAAAUAAUACCAAAAGAAAGUGUCGAUCCUAUGGCACACUCAUUUCUUGAAGCCGGCUUUCACCCUUAUUCAGGUCCUAGUGAACAUGCAGACCCCAAUAUAGCCGGGUCUUUUGCGGGUCUUUUCUCGUUACAGGACAUUCCUGAGUACUUGAGUGAAGGCUUGGGCGAUUUUGGAUCUGACGAGCAAAAACAUGGCCAAUAUGAAGAGAAGAUCCUCAGCCCAUCUACUUUCGAAGCGAUGUCUACACAAAACCUCCUCGGUUCUAUGGGUAACGAUUUCUCGUGGGGAUUGCACCUAGAUACCACUCAGACCUUUUCACCAACGAGAAACUCCAAAACCGCGAACCCAACAAACAUCAACAAAGACACGGCUGCUACCCGUGGUGCCUCGCCCAGGCAGAGUGUAAGGUUCAGGAGGGAAUCAUCUCCAUCACGAUCUCGAACACCAUCUAUCAUAACGUGCGACUGUCUGCAGCAGUUAGCAGACCAGCUAGCUCAGAUCAAGGGUUUAAACAGGGCGAGUGAGCUCUUGAAAGCAGAUUAUAUACUCUCCGUUGCACGUGAAGCACUUCAUCGAUGGAGAAGUCAACUCCAGUGCAAUAUCUGUCAACAAAAUGACGACAGGGAUAUAUUGGUUCUCUCUGUGAUGGGAUUUCGCGCAAUUCUUAGCCUCAUCCGGCGGAUUGGUCAAGACAUACUGGGAAGCCCCCUUGACAGCCAGCAGAUAAGUCCAAUACGUGGACAGGAUAGCCAUGCUCUCAAUGAAGAGUUGGCUACAGGCGAUGCGCCUAUCACUUCAGCCGUACUCAAUGGUUCGUCUGACCAAUCCUUCCUUGGCAUGUACGAACUGUCCCAGGAGGAGAAACGCUUGAUGGCAAAUGUCCUUCUUAAUAGAAUGUUAGCGGACAUCAGUCGGACAGUAGCGGAGGUUAAGGCACGGAGCGCAAAACCCCCCAUUCUGAACACGCCCAGUAGCAGCGAUUGCAGCACAACAUCUCCUAUCGGUUUCCAGUUCCCGCUUAAUAACAUAUCCUUGCAGUCCUCAGGCGAUGAACAACUAUAUCAUCUAGAUUCCGCUCCUGUUCCUGUCCCAGAUACUCACCACAUCCAUUUACAACACUCGCUAAACAGUCUGUCACGGUCUAUAGAAUCUUUGUCAGAUGCUUUAAGGCAUCCAAAUUCUUCCCCGGCGCCGUCUAUUUCAUAG